AUGUUUAAAAAAGUUUUCAUUACUGUUUUCCUUCUGAAAGUCUUGGAACUAUCAGCAUCAGGAGGAAAUACAAUCCGUGAAUUUUAUGACAAAACUAUCAACAGCGUCAGCAAGGAUGAAUAUUUUAUUAGAAUUGAGGACCAAGACUGUCUAAAAGAGAAGCUAAAGCUCAAUAACCCUGCAAGUGAAAUUGAUCGAAAGCUCAAGUUUAGUGAUUUGGAAAUAAUUUUCAAAGGUGCUGGAAUAAGCUGCAGAAGUGAUAUUGAUCAAGUUCUUUUGAAAGAAUUUAAUGACGACACAGAAGCAAAGCUUAACAUUGACGAGGACAUCGACCUCAAUUGCCUAAAGAAUGAGCUUUUUAAACUAGAUCCAAAUUCAAAACUCAUCGAAGGCUUCGAUCCAGCCACAGUCGCGAACAAACAAGAAUUCUGUCAGAAAAAUCUCGAGGAAGUUGAAGAAGGUUUAGCAGCCCUGCAUGAACUAGAACUUGGUAUCGAAGGCAACAACGACUUCAGACAAUGCACAAAUGUUGACAAAAAUAUUCACAAGAUCAUUCAUUACAAGACAUUGAUCAUAUUGUCGAAGACUGUUGGGGAAGAGAACAUGAAAGCUGGACGGAAAGAUAUUGUUGACUUCCAAAAGAGCACUGGAAAGGCUCAAUUUGAAUGCAUUAUGAAUGAAUUGGGUAAAUAA
This is a messenger RNA of Chironomus riparius, 693 nucleotides long. The record is from the annotation of a GenBank genome assembly. NCBI's taxonomy places the organism in Eukaryota, Metazoa, Arthropoda, Insecta, Diptera, Chironomidae.